AUGGCUUCUUCUCAGUUGACAGCUUCAUCAAUUUCUACUAGGAACGUUGCAUCGUUUCAAGGACUUCGACCUUCUGGAGUUCAGUUUCAUGGUGCUCGAAAUGUUAGAAUUGGUAACCCUGCACGAAGGUCCUUCAAGGGUAUGGUUGUCAAAGCAGCCACUGUCGUUGCCCCCAAGUUCACAUCAAUCAAGCCUUUAGGUGACAGAGUACUCAUAAAAGUUAAGGAAGCUGAAGAGAAGACAGACGGUGGGAUUUUGCUUCCAUCAAAUGCUCAAUCAAAGCCUCAAGGGGGUGAGGUGGUUGCUGUUGGUGAAGGAAAGACACUCGGAAAGAACCAAGUUGAUAUUAGUGUGAAGCCAGGUGCACAAGUUGUGUAUUCAAAGUAUGCAGGUACUGAGGUGGAUUUUAACGGUGAGAAGCAUCUUAUUGUGAAGGAUGACGACAUUGUUGGCAUCCUUGAAACUGAUGACAUCAAGGAUCUUAAACCAUUGAAUGAUAGAGUCCUGAUAAAGAUUGAAAAAGCCGAGGAAAAAACCUCAGGUGGUUUGUUUCUCACACAGGCAACAAAGGAGAAACCUUCAUUUGGAACAGUUGUAGCAGUUGGUCCAGGGCUUGUGGACGAGGAAGGCAACAUAAAACCUUUGUCUGUUACUCCUGGGAACACAGUUUUGUACUCCAAAUACGCCGGUAAUGACUUCAAAGGCAAAGAUGGUUCCGAAUACAUAACAUUAAGGAGUUCAGAUGUCAUGGCUGUUCUCUCUUAG
Messenger RNA from Lathyrus sativus (Indian pea), 765 nucleotides. NCBI's taxonomy places the organism in Eukaryota, Viridiplantae, Streptophyta, Magnoliopsida, Fabales, Fabaceae. The record is from the annotation of a GenBank genome assembly.